GCGCCUGGUGGGGCGCGCUCCCGGGAGGGCACGGGGUCCUCGGCCGCCUCGCACACCUGUACGGCCGGAGCGGUCGGGGGCGGAUUUCGCGGGCGCGCACAGGCCGGCUUGGGGGAGGCUCGCUCCGGGCUGCCUCCUGCCGAGGCCUGGCCGAGGCCCCUGCUGCCCCCAUCCAUCGGGUGGCUGGCCGAGGGGCGGCCUGCUUGCCAUACAGGUCUGACAGCAGACAUUAGUCUGCUCGGUGCCGCCGUUCCCACCGCCCCAGGGCUUUGCGCCUAGGGGAAGUGGACUUUCAUCUCUCUGAAGCACUGGGAUUCUUGGGAAGUGCCAAGGCGACGCAGGUGAUGUGGCCCAGUGAGGGCUUGUGGCUGCUGGCCAGAUCUGACCCUUACCCUGUCCUCCAGCCCUGCCCAUCUCGGCCCCAUGCCCCCCCCAGUCAGCCCCGGGACCCUGGCACUUAGCAGGCACGUGGCAGCCAAGGCCCUGUGACCAGGCCAGGGAGACGGGAGCUCUGGGGUUCCAGUCACCUGCCCCCCCAUGGAGCUGAGACCCUGGUUGCUAUGGGUGGUCGCAGCAGCAGGAGCCGUGGUCCUGCUGGCAGCUGAUGCUCAAGGCCAGAAGAUCUUUACCAACACCUGGGCCGUGCACAUUCCUGGAGGCCCAGCUGUGGCUGAUAGAGUGGCACAGAAGCAUGGCUUCCACAACCUGGGCCAGAUCUUCGGUGACUAUUACCACUUCUGGCACAGAGCAGUGACAAAGCGGUCCCUGUCGCCUCACCGCCCGCGGCACAGCCGGCUACAGAGGGAGCCUCAAGUAAAGUGGCUGGAGCAGCAGGUAGCAAAGCGAAGAGCCAAGAGGGACGUGUAUCAGGAGCCCACAGACCCCAAGUUCCCCCAGCAGUGGUACCUGUCUGGUGUCACUCAGCGAGACCUGAAUGUGAAGGAGGCCUGGGCCCAGGGCUUCACAGGCCAUGGCAUUGUGGUCUCCAUCCUGGAUGACGGCAUUGAGAAGAAUCAUCCCGACCUAGCAGGCAAUUAUGAUCCGGGAGCCAGUUUUGAUGUCAAUGACCAGGACCCCGACCCACAGCCUCGAUAUACACAGAUGAAUGACAACAGGCAUGGCACUCGCUGUGCCGGGGAAGUGGCAGCGGUGGCCAACAAUGGUGUCUGUGGUGUAGGUGUAGCUUACAAUGCCCGAAUUGGAGCACCCCUUUUCCCACCCCCUCUGCGGCCAGGGGUGCGGAUGUUGGAUGGCGAGGUGACUGAUGCAGUAGAGGCACGUUCGCUGGGCCUGAAUCCCAACCACAUCCACAUCUACAGCGCCAGCUGGGGCCCUGAGGACGACGGCAAGACCGUGGAUGGACCAGCCCGGCUCGCUGAGGAGGCCUUCUUUCGGGGAGUUAGCCAGGGCCGAGGAGGGCUGGGCUCCAUCUUUGUCUGGGCCUCAGGGAAUGGGGGCCGGGAACAUGACAGCUGCAACUGUGACGGCUACACCAACAGCAUCUAUACGCUGUCCAUCAGCAGCGCCACACAGUUCGGCAAUGUGCCCUGGUACAGUGAGGCCUGCUCCUCCACACUGGCCACCACCUACAGCAGUGGCAACCAGAAUGAGAAGCAGAUUGUGACAACUGACCUGAGGCAGAAGUGCACAGAAUCUCACACAGGCACCUCGGCUUCUGCCCCCUUGGCAGCUGGUAUCAUUGCUCUCACCCUGGAGGCCAACAAGAACCUCACCUGGCGGGACAUGCAGCACCUGGUGGUGCAGACCUCAAAGCCGGCCCACCUCAACGCUGAUGAUUGGGCUACCAACGGCGUGGGCCGCAAAGUGAGCCAUUCAUAUGGCUACGGGCUGUUGGAUGCAGGCGCCAUGGUGGCUCUGGCCCAGAACUGGACAACAGUGGCCCCCCAGCGGAAGUGCAUUGUUGAAAUCCUGGUGGAGCCCAAGGACAUCGGCAAACGGCUAGAGGUGCGCAAGGCGGUGACGGCAUGCCUGGGUGAGCCCAACCACAUCACCAGGCUGGAACACGUUCAGGCCCGGCUCACCCUGUCUUACAAUCGCCGCGGUGACCUGGCUAUCCACCUCAUCAGCCCCAUGGGCACCCGCUCCACCCUGUUAGCUGCCAGACCACAUGACUACUCUGCUGAUGGGUUUAAUGAUUGGGCUUUCAUGACAACCCAUUCCUGGGAUGAGGACCCGGCUGGCGAAUGGGUCCUAGAGAUUGAAAAUACCAGUGAAGCCAACAACUAUGGGACGCUGACCAAGUUCACUCUCGUUCUGUAUGGCACAGCCCCCGAGGGGCUCUCUGCACCUCCAGAAAGCAGCGGCUGCAAGACCCUCACAUCCAGCCAGGCCUGCGUGGUGUGUGAGGAAGGUUACUCUCUGCACCAGAAAAGCUGUGUCCAGCACUGCCCACCAGGCUUCAUCCCCCAAGUCCUUGAUACACACUACAGCACUGAGAAUGAUGUGGAGAUCAUCCGUGCCAGCGUCUGUACCCCCUGCCAUGCCUCAUGUGCCACUUGCCAGGGCCCGGCUCCCACAGACUGCCUCAGCUGCCCCAGCCAUGCCUCCCUGGACCCAGUGGAGCAGACCUGCUCCCGGCAAAGCCAGAGCAGCCGGGAGUCUCGGCCUCAGCAGCAGCCUCCUGCACUGCGCCCUGAGGUGGAGAUGGAGCCCCGGCUGCAGGCUGGGCUGGCCUCUCACCUGCCCGAGGUCCUGGCCGGCCUCAGCUGCCUUAUCAUCGUGCUCAUCUUUGGCAUCGUCUUCCUGUUCCUGCAUCGGUGUUCGGGCUUCAGCUUCCGGGGAGUGAAAGUGUACACCAUGGACCGUGGCCUCAUCUCCUACAAGGGGCUGCCCCCUGAAGCCUGGCAGGAGGAGUGCCCAUCGGACUCGGAAGAGGACGAGGGCCGGGGCGAGAGGACCGCCUUUAUCAAAGACCAGAGCGCCCUUUGAUGAGCCCACUGCCCACCCUAUCAAAUCGAUCCCUUCCUCGGGCACUUUUUAAUUCACCAAAGUAUUUUUUUAUCUUGGGACUGGGUUUGGACCCUAGCUGGGAGGCGAGAGGGGCAGAGACUGCUUCUUACCCCACCCUUGGGCCUACCUGUUUGCCUGAGGUGGGGUCCCAGGAGCCUCACCCCUACCACCCCUCCAUGUGGAGGAAAGAGUAAAUCUUUAGGGCAGCUUCCGUGGCCCAGCUGGACUUCCCGCAGAGUGAAGAGGGGCGGCCUCUCUCUGAGUCCCUGACCAGGCUGCAGCCCUGCCCCUUCCCUUCCCUGCCCCUCAGAAAGCAAUAAUGGUUCCCAUCCAGGCAACAGGGAGGCUGGCUAGGAGGUACUUGAAGAAGGCGGCCACCUCUCCAAGGGCUUUUGCAUCCCCUGACCCUCUCUGGCUCACAGAUGAGCCUCCGAAGAAGCUGCAGUCAUAGGAAGGGACCAAAGCAAAGCAGGCACCUCCCAGUGUGCCUGUACUUUCUUGCUCUCAGCCUGCCUCUGCACUCCAGGCCUCCACCUCCGUGGAAGCCAGGCUGAGCUAGGCCAGCACGGGCCAGCAGAGCUAAAGCUCUGGGGGCCUUGCUGGUGUCUGACCAUCCUCUAUGGCACCCUCCCCCCUUGCCAGGGCCCUGUUUUCUGAGCCCGGGGCUGCCUGGGCUGUUGGCAGUUACAGUACAGGAGCCCCUGGGUGGGUGGUGGGGAGGGACGGUGGCCCAGCCGGCUCCUCCCGCCUCCCACCCGAUGCUGCUUUCCCCUGUGGGGAUCUCAGGAGCUGUUUGAGGAUAUAUUUUCACUUUGUGAUUAUUCACUUUAGAUGCUGAUUUUUUUUUUUUGUAUUUUUAAUGGGGGUAGCAGCUGGACCCUUGACCUUCUCAUGCCCACACCCACCCUGCCCUUCCCAUGGCUGCCCAGCCCUGAGGUAUAGGGAAUAACUAAGCCCCACGUCCUGAAGAGGCAGGCCAGCCAGGUGGGCUCUAGGAAAGGGGGUCAUGGUGGGAGGGGUAGGCUGACAUCAUCUGUUUCAAAUGGGGUUGUGCCAAGGGCUUAUGGGUCGCUGGCUCUCCAAGUGCCAGGGGUGGGCAGGUGGCACCACCAAGCCCUUUCUAACACUGUGCCCUGGUGGAGAAAGCAUUGACCUAUGAUGCCCCCAAACCCCCUCUUCUGAUGUGCCUUUUGCACCCUUCCCAUUAGGACAAUCAGUCCCCUCCCACUUGGGCUCCCCUAAACCCCCCCCCGUUUUCUUUUCCCUAGCCCUUCUCAGUACCCAGCCUACCUGUCCAGGGGUGCCCCUUGCUCUCCUGCCCACCCCUCACGGCCAUCCAGGCUGGUUUUGUAAGAUGCUGGGUUGGUGCACAGUGAUUUUUUUUUCCUUGUAAUUUAAACAGGCCUGGCAUUGUUGGUUCUAUUUAAUGGACACGAGAUAAUGUUAGAGGUUUUAAAGUGAUUAAACGUGCAGACUAUGCAAACCAA
Molecule: messenger RNA, 4457 nt
Organism: Mus caroli (Ryukyu mouse)
Lineage: Eukaryota; Metazoa; Chordata; Mammalia; Rodentia; Muridae
Gene: Furin
Product: furin, paired basic amino acid cleaving enzyme
Biological process (GO): peptide hormone processing
Cellular component (GO): trans-Golgi network; Golgi membrane
Molecular function (GO): serine-type endopeptidase activity
Source: RefSeq, a predicted model, not a curated record